AUGGAGUCUCAUAUGUUUGGAAAGUGGGACUACAUAGUGUUUGGUGUCAUGAUGGCCGUCUCGGUGAGUAUUGGCAUAUAUCAAGCCAUAGUCGGCAGCCAUGGUAGACUGGAGGAAUACCUUCUGGCUGGACGCUCAAUGACCUUCUUCCCCGUAGCGUUGUCGUUGAUGGCGACGUUCACGUCGUCAAUUACCAUGCUUGGAGCGUCAGCAGAGGCUUACGGCCAUGGCAUCAUGUGGAUUCUCAGUGAGAUAGCCUUCUCCGUGGGAAACCUUCUGGAAUUAUACCUGUUGUUGCCCCUUCUGAAGAGACUCAAUAUCUCUAGCCCAUUCCAGUUCCUUGAAGGCCGCUUCAAAUCCCGAGCUCUGCGCAUCAUAGCUACUGUGCUGGCGUGUGUUCAGAACAUUAAUUACAGUGCCUCCUCGGUGACCUCUGGACCAGUAAGCGGCCUGUUCUACCUCGGGGCUCUCUUCCCCUUUGUCAAUACAAGAAGUGCAAUUCUUGCACUGCUUACUGGGCUCAGCUUCCUGACGUGGCUGGUGGUUGGUGCCAGUGUUUGCCAGGGGGUGAGGCAGACGCCCCUUCUCCCCCCUGCCCCGACAGAUCACUGCCCAAGUGGUCAUCUCUCCCUGUCAUAUUCAAUGACUAACAUCACUGUGAUGAGCCCAAACUCAACAAAUCACAAUCUCCAGCAAUUUACAGGGUAA
Haliotis rufescens (red abalone) is the source of this 708-nucleotide messenger RNA. RefSeq names its product sodium-dependent multivitamin transporter-like. Gene Ontology annotation, biological process: sodium ion transport; transmembrane transport. Gene Ontology annotation, molecular function: symporter activity. The coding region runs from base 1 to 708 and encodes 235 amino acids. The transcript has 4 exons. Lineage: Eukaryota; Metazoa; Mollusca; Gastropoda; Lepetellida; Haliotidae. The record is from RefSeq and is a predicted model, not a curated record. Gene Ontology annotation, cellular component: membrane.